AUGGCUCACCGCCCACGGCUUGAUGAUCCUGCUGUGUUGGAGGCCCUUGUCCAGCAGUAUUCAGCGCCUGCUACUCUGCUGGGCACUCUCAAGGCUGCCGGCUUUUCCACCCUGAGCUCGCUGGCCCGCCUGCUGCUUCCUUCCCAAGCACUGCCUGCGUUACCAGCAUCUGGGUCGCAACCCGCCUCAGCCACUCCGCUGCCUGCAACUUCAGCUACUAAGCUCACUGCCGCCGAGUUUGCCCAGCUCCGUGCCGAUUUCACCACCGCAUACCCAGGGGAGCUCCUGAAUCCUUCUAACACCCCCGUGGAGACCGCCCUUCGCCGCAGUCUGUCCAUCUUCGCUACCGCGUUAGCCAUGUUGAAGCUUGUGCACCUGCUGCCCGCAAAACGCUUCAUGGACAAGUUCGUGAACACAGCUCUCUCUGUGCCCCUGGAUCCCGGACUCCGCCCGCCUGCAAUGAAUGAAAUCCUGGCUGCAGACCGCUCCGUCUGGCUGGCUGUGCAUGAGUUGGUCCGUGACCACGGCUGGAGCCUGGAAGAUUCCCUUAAUGAAAUGGCCACCUGCCGCCAAGACAUUGCCUCCUUGCUGCAGCCCAGACCCAAACCGGCUAGGGCAGCUCCGGACUCCGCCCGCGCCCCUCUCCGCAACCCUCAAAAGCUGACAGACCGACGGUCUCGCUCUGCCCGCACAGACGACCGCCGCAAGCCUGCAGCUAAGGGCAAGGCCAAAGGGCGAGGUCCGGCCGCUAGGGCCUUGUGCAAGUCGCCCGCGGGGCGGCGGAUGGAGAACCAGCGUCUGGUGCCUUACACAGUGCACCGCCAGCAGUGCUUGGAGGACUUGGUUGAAGGCAGUAACGUCUUGGCAACCGAGCUGAAGCUCCUGCAACGUGCUCUCCUGGAGUUGCGCCAAGAUUUGGAAGGCCUUGCUUCCAGGGUCCGCAAGCUUGAGGCUUCCUCCGCCUCCUUCUUGUUUGCCAGGGUCAUACAUGAUAUUGCAUGGGAAGUCAAGACCGAGAGGCGCUUAGUUGCUGCCAUUCGCAAGUGGACCGCCAUCAUUUUCCGUUCUCCGGUUUCCUUUGAUGUUGGCAGACGUGCAAGUGCUGACGCCCCGCUUGGCGUGCAACUUUCUAAGGCUUUGAGACACGUGUUCGCCGGUCGUGCUGCUGAGACCUUGCACUGCCAUGCCGAUCCCCUCAUCAGGUUUGUGGCCUGGGCUGAUUCCAAGGCCAUGGUCGCAAUUCCAUUUCAUGAGGAGACGCUCUAUAUCUUCGCUUGUGAGUGUGAGACAACAUGUGCUCCUAGCUUCCUCAAGAGCUUGAUGUCGAGCUUGGCUUUUUGUUUGCAUAUCUUCGGCGUCAUGAGUGCGCAGGAUUGCUUGUCCAGCAUGAGGCUCACUGGUGUUGCCAAGACAUGUUAUCUCACAAAGAGGAAGAGGCUCCAGAGGCCUCCGCUCACCACCGAGAUGGUUUGCCGGAUGGAGCGAUUCGUUGCCUCUUCGACGGCCGACCGUGUGGACCGUUUCAUCUGCGGCUUCUUCCUUUUGUCAGUGUACUUCAGGGGAGGUACUCCGAUACGCAACAGAUGCAUGGUGUCUACGAGGUUGGGUCUUUCUGGUGAGGAUUGGUUUAGUGCCUGGGUCGGUGUUAGGGGCGAUCUUCAUGUUCCGGCAAGAGAGGGCCUUCCGGUUCUCCCAGCUAUUCUCACGACCGGGCACUGGGCUCGACAUCCACCCAGUGCCUCGGUAGCUGCUCAGUGGCUACGCAACGUCCUCCGAAAGUGCGGCUUCUCCGAAGCACAGUGCGCCCCUCUUGGGACGCACUCCUGCAAAGCCACUUGUUUGUCGUGGUGCGCGAGGUUCGGUAUCUCUGAUCGUGACCAAAGUUACCACACCGCUCCUGGCGAUAGGACCGCACAUGUUUACAGCCGUGAUGCUGUCUCAGUUUCGGUGAGAGCUCUGGAGCGUGUCCUUGCAGACAUCCGUGCUCGGCGCUUUGUGCCAGACUCGACUCGCUCUGGCUACUUCCCUCGAGACGGCGAACAGGAUGCUGGCUAUGAUGUGGAGGCUUCCGGCUCUGAGGCCUCCUUGGAUGAGGAGGACGACGAGGUCGACCGUUGCGGGCUGGAGGCAGCCCUCGACGAGGUCGUCGAUGAAUGGUCUGAGCCCUCAGACGCCCCGACCGUUUCUGCUGAGAAGCUUGUCAGGAAGAUGUGCUCUGGCCCCUUUCCUAUGAUAUUUUACACUGCAGCUCGUGUUUGCUCUCACGAUGUGAGGUGCUUUCUUCGACCGAGAUGCAGUAAGGCUCGAGUUGCAAGCAUGAGCAUCACCGAGAGCGCUGCCAACUUUAGUGCACGGGCCUCGAAGCUGGGGCUCGCUGCUGAUGCUCUGCAGCUCCUUGUGGCUGGAGGCGUAAACACUCUUGCCAAGUUUGCGUACGUUUCCAGUUUCAUUCCGGGCCAAGCGGAUGAGACGCCAUUUGUGCUGGCCUUGAAGGAUCUUUUCAAGCGGGAUCCCACAGUCCCUGAGCUCGCUGUGCUUCGGAGGCUCCACUCAGAGUCUUAUGCCUUGGUGGCGGCAGAGCUCAAGUCACAGGUUGAGCGCACAAGCGAUGCACCUGCCCGGUGUCUUGCUGCCCCUGAUAGGGCGGACCGUCUUGCUCGUCAGGUUGCCAAGUACCCGGGACUUUCAAUCUCUGGGCCCAACGAGCCGUCUGACAGAUCCGUAGACAGAUGCUGCCAGAUGUACGAAAACAACCGGCUGACUUAUCUUCCUUUGAGCUGGGUCACCAGCAAGGAUGACGAGGUUCGCAACUCCAAGGAUAAAGAAGACCGAAUGCUUUCUGUGGACGGCUCGGGCAACGUACAUAUCAAGAAGGCCGACGUCAAAGAGGAGGCUGAUCUUAGCACGGAUCUUUUGCUUCGCUUCGCUCUUACGCGGCGCGGCCUCGCGCUCGAGCAGGCCGGAAUCCUUGAUUUCAAAGAGCAUGAGAAAUGGUCGGAGCGUCUUCUGCAUGCCCGCUACCGCGACGUGCCCACAGGGUAUGCCCGCAUCAGUGUCCAGCAGCUACUUCAGGCCGAUAAGCAGUUGUUCGUCACGGCUGCCCAGGAGUGCCGCUCGGGAAUCCAAACCACUGCCGCCGGCAGGCCUCUCGAUGGGGUUUGGAUGGUAUGUGCCGAUAAGUCUGAGGUGGCCCACCUGCUUGCUCCUCUAGCCCAGCCGCCUCCGAAGGCGCCUCGGCUUGAACGACCAGGACCAUAUGCUGGCGCCGGUCGUGGGCGUGGCAAGGGCAAAGGCAAGGGCAAGGGCAAGUUUCACAUGCCCGAGGAUCUGAAAGAUGGACAGCCCAACACGCCCAAGGGGGUGCCAGUCUGUUUCGAUGCGCAGCGUGGCAAGUGCACCCGUCCUCUUGCGGGGAACAAGUGUGUGCGUGGGGCGCACAUCUGCUGUGUUUGCUUCCAGCCGGGGCAUUUUUACCCAGCGUGCCCCAAACGCAAGGAUGCCGCCGAAGGCCUGCCUCCUCUUCAUACUGCCCUUCCUCCCUCUGCGGGCUCCGUCUCUGCUACAGAUGUUGAAGCCCGUUCCGGGGAGCUGCUGGAUGCUGACUGUUGGUUACAAGGUUCCGAUCUCAGUGCCUUGUAUCAUCUCCUUCCCAAGGAGUCUCCCGUGCGUGGUGACCCUGGUUUGGGGUCCUCUUUUUCGACUGGAGCGUUCGCCCGGAUCAAAGUUGGCCUUCGGACGAAUGUUCGGCACUAUCCCAGGUUCACUCGUCUUGCCGCCCGGUAUGUUCGGCAGCAGCUGCCCGAGCAUCCCUUUACAAGCUUGGCAGUGUUCAGUGACGUUGCCACGACACCUCAUCUUGACGCUAGGAACUCUGCAGUUCCUAAUGCUGUUCUUGCCCUGUCUUCCUUUACCGGAGGUGCUGUCUGGGUGGCCAAGGAUGGGGGGCCCGACACAUUUCUUGUUCAGGGCGAGUUGCGUGACGGACUCGAUCUCGAUUUGACAGGACAUCACGCUGUGUUCUCUGCCAAGCGGCUUGUGCAUGCCACGCGUCCUUGGUCCGGACAUCGUCUCGUGCUCGUCGCGUUUACCGUCGAGGCUGCUCCUUUCCUGUCUGCCGCCGAUUGUGCGCUGUUGCGCGAGCUCGAGUUUCAUGUGCCUUCAGCGGCUCAGUUGGCCGAUGCCGCCGCUGCUGAGUUUGUGUGUGAUGCCCAGCUUUCCCGGUGCUUCGCUGAGGUCUGCAACCUGAGUUUGAGCGCUCCCGCAACGUGGGAUUUUCUACAUUCUGUUCUUCUUCAGCAUCCGGUUGUCUUCGUUUUUGUUUCGCUGCCGUUCGGCACUUGUGGCCGCGAUUUCCGCGACGCUGCACAUUUGGCCGGCUUACCCGGCCUGUCCCCCGAGGCCCAACAGAAACUUGAGUCGGCCGAUUUUGUGUAUCGUGCAGUGACGCGCCUUUUGCUCCAGGUGCACGACAUGGGCAUCAUGUGGGCGGCUGAGGCCCCCUCUGCGUCUUUGGUGUGGCGCCUACCUUCCUUGCAGCCCUUGGUGGCUCUCGGAGCUCGGGUGUCCUUUGAUGCCUGUUGCUAUGGGGGUCUUGUUCGCACUUCCAAGAGCAUCCUUACCACUGUCCCCACGUUCCUGAACUUGGCUCAGCGUUGCCCUCACGAGAGCCAUCCCAAGGCCGCUGCGGGUGCCGCUCACCCGCGCCCUUUGUGUGUGCAGCUGGUGCACCUGCUUUGCAGUUCCUUGGACAUCCCUCUUCCUGCGUUGGAUCAGUCUCAGCCGCCUCCUGCCCAGGUUGCGGUUGGCCGUCAGCCCCGCGGGCGCCAGUGGUUCCUGAGUUUGCGCGUGUUGUCUCCUACACGGUUCCCGCUCUACCGGCCACUGACCACAAGCGCCGGCUGCUGCGUGCGGUGCUUGAUGCCCCUGCGGGACCUGGAGUCGCCUACUUUCCGCAUUCUUGUGGGCGUUUAUCACUCCAAGCAGGAGUUCUGCCGCCUGGCUUUGUCGGCUCCUCACCCGUUUGACUCCAUGGAUAUCAUUCCCGACAUCCUGAAGACGAGGCUCUUUGAAGCAGCUGAGCGGGGGCCUGACUGGGUGCAGCUGCGGCGCACCGCUGUACUCAAAGAGUGGUUGAGCCUCGCCGCUUCGUUGGAGGAUGAAGAGCGCAGACUUCAGAAGUCCUUGGAUCCUGGGGUUAAAGGUGUACUUAAGGGCAAACGCACAUUACUACUCGAGGCCUUGGCGGCCCGAGUCGGCUGGCCUGACCAAGGGGUUUUUGAGUCGCUUCGUUCGGGGUUUGAGCUUGUUGGCAGCUUAGAGCACACGGGGGUCUUCGCCAAGGAUCUCCGUCCAGGCUCUGAUUCUGUGGGGUCUUUCGUCGACUCUUUCAAGUUCCUCAAGCCAGCACUCUUGGGCAAAGUUGCUUCUUCGAGGUGUGGCGCUCUGGAGAGAGAGGUAUGGGACAAGACUCUUGAGGAAGUUCAGGAGGGCUUCCUCUCCGGCCCUUUUCGUGAGGAGGAGGUUGACUCCAUGCUAGGGCCCGCGUGGGUCCCGGUGCGCCGUUUUGGGGCUGAGCAGAGCUCCGCCGGCAAGAGGAAGGUUCGUCCUGUUGAUGACUACAGUGAGAAUCGUGUGAACUCUGCAUUCUCCUACUGCGAUCGCAUUGACCUUCGGGCCUUGGAUGAGCUUGUGGCAUCUUGCAGGCUCUGGACGAGGUUCAUGCUUGGGGGUGGUCCCCUCGAGGUUGCCCUUUCUGAUGGCACUAUUUUGAGAGGCCGUCUCCAUCCCGGCUGGUCCUCGUCUCGGGCGUGGCAGCCCUUGGUGGCGACUCUUGAUCUGCGUUCCGCAUACAAGCAGGUCCCCCUUGCCCCAUCCAACCGGGCGUUCUCAGUCGUCUCCUUGAAGGACCCCGAGUCCUCGCUGGUUUCGUUGUUCGUGGGACGGUCGCUCCCUUUCGGCAGUACCUCCAGCGUAAUCAAUUUCAACCGCCUUUCUCGGCUUCUUUGCCGUUUGGGGAAUGAGCUUUUCCUUUUCUGGUCCAACUAUUACGACGACUAUCCCGUGGUCACCCCGGCUGCCCUAGCCGAUUCUACCCGGGACACUAUGCUCACCUUCAUGCGCCUUGUUAAGUUUGACACAGCUGAGGAGAAGCUCAACCCUUUCAGCCCCUCGGCCUCUGUGCUGGGCAUUGAGAUUGACUGUUCGGAGCGUCGCGCCCUGUACGAGUUCCGUGUUCCGUGGUUCUUCGCGUGCGAGGUGCCCGCUACCCUGGCGGAGCGCUGGCAGUCCGACAUGAUGCACAUCAUAGGGCCCGUUGAGACCUAUGCAGUUGCUGUUGCCCGUUGCGUUUGGGAUUUCGCUUUAAGGGGUUGCCGGUGUGUCUACUACAUCGACAACUACGGCGCACUUGACGCUUUUAUCAAGGGAUUUUCGAGCAAUGCCUACAUGUCCGACAUUCUGCUGUCAUUUGAACAGCGUGAGCUCUCCGGCCCGUCAUGGCCGUGGUUCACCCGUGUGCCUUCCGAGAGUAACUGUGCGGACGACCCUUCGCGUGCGCAGUUCUCCCAUCUUGUUCGUCUUGGGGUCCUUAGGGAUAAGGGUUCGUGCCCCGUGCUUGGCUGCGAGCUGGGCGACCUUUCGCCAGCCUUGUCAAAAGUGGGGGAGGCGCUCAGUUCGCCCCCGUCACAAAAAGAGAUGCUUGAGUUUGGUCCCUAA
Symbiodinium natans is the source of this 6714-nucleotide messenger RNA. NCBI's taxonomy places the organism in Eukaryota, Dinophyceae, Suessiales, Symbiodiniaceae. The record is from the annotation of a GenBank genome assembly.